GGCACUUACCCCACCCUUUGUACCCUACCUGUGAUGCCGCUGCCGGUGCACCUGGGCGCACCUGUAUUCGUUUGGUCGGUUACUCUAGGCCUAAGCUCUGACAGAUCGAACGCUUUAGCCUAGCCUACUUUAUCCCACUUUUGAUAAACAAGUUUAUGUUAGGGUAGGGUAGGCUAGGCUACUGCGUUUUUAGAUCGGUAUUUGGUUAAGAAACACUUUCCCAUUUUAUGGAAUCUAUCUCCGCAUGAGAACGAGAACCAGGCUAUGCGCGUCAUCAGUAGAAUGGAUGGUAGUUAAAUCUGUCAUUGCAGACGGAUGGUUUGAAUAAGGUAAAGGAGAGAAAAACGAAAGUUGUUCCAGUCCGCAUCACUCUGCAACAAUGGAAAUAGAUAGUAUGGCGGCAAACAGCGCACUCAUCAGUGCCAGGGAAGGUGGAGGAGGAAAAGGCAGGAGUUGGAAAUGGAGAAGGAUGCUGCGCUUCCCUCACAUAAGCCAGUGUAUGGAGCUGGGUAACACCAUCGCGAGAGACUACUCCAGUCUGUGUGUGAAGCAGCCUAUUGGAAGAAAACUAUUCUGUCUCUUCUGUCAGAGCAAACCUGAGCUACGGCACUGCAACUCCCUACUGGACAAAAUGGGGGAGUAUGAGGUGCAAUCAGAUGAAGAUAGGAAGAGUUUUGGCAUGCAAAUCAUUAACAGGUUCCUCAGUAGACAGUCGUCUGAGUGUGUACAGGUUGUGGAGAGCUAUGGUAAGAGGUGCAGAGAGAGUCUGGAGGUGAGGCACGGUAGAGACAUCUUCAUUGACUGCACAGAUGACCUCCAUGAGUUCCUGAGUGGUGCCCCCUUCCUUCAGUACCUGCAGAGCAUGUACUUUGAGCGUUUUCUGCAGUGGAAGAUGGUAGAGAGACAACCCGUUACCAAACACACCUUCAGACAGUACAGGAUGCUGGGCAAGGGAGGCUUCGGGGAGGUGUGGGCAUGCCAGGUGCGAGCCUCUGGGAAGAUGUAUGCAUGUAAGAAGCUGGAGAAGACUCACAUGAAGAAGAGGAGAGGAGAAGCCAUGGCCCUCAACGAGAAACAGAUACUGGAAAAGCUCAACAGCAGAUUUGUGGUGAGUCUGGCGUAUGCGUAUGAGACCAAACAAUCUCUUUGUCUGGUGCUAAGCAUAAUGAACGGAGGAGACCUGCGGUUCCACAUCUAUAACAUUGGUCCUCCAGGCCUGGAGCCGGCCAGGGUUCGGUUCUAUGCUGCUGAGGUCUGCUGUGGUCUCCACCACCUCCACCAGAGGAACAUUGUCUACAGGGAUCUAAAACCGGAGAACAUACUUCUGGAUGACAAUGGGCACAUCCGUAUCUCAGACCUGGGCCUGGCGGUGAAGCUAUCCGGGGGGAAUCUGGUACGAGGCAGGGUGGGGACCCUGGGUUACAUGGCUCCAGAGGUGAUUGGCCAUGAGUACUACGGGAUAAGCCCUGAUUGGUGGGGCCUGGGCUGCCUUGUGUACGAGAUGACGGCCGGACGAUCCCCAUUCAAGAGACAAGGGGAGCAAUUGACAGCAAAAGAGAUGGAGAGAAGGAUACAGGAGACGGAGGAGGUGUACAGGAAGACAUUUAGCAGCGAGACAGAAGACUUCUGCCGCUCUCUGUUGACCAAAGACCCGAGACAGAGGUUAGGGUGUCGAAGGUGUGGGGUGGAAGGGGUCAAGUCCCAUCCCUUCUUCAGCACCAUCAACUUCAGGAGGCUGGACGCCGGAGUCAUUGAGCCACCCUUCAAACCAAAUCCCAGGGCGGUGUACUGCAAGGAUGUGCAGGACAUUGAUGAGUUCUCCACAGUAAAAGGAGUCAUUUUGGAGAGGACAGACGACGACUUCUACACCAAGUUUAACACAGGCUGCGUGGCCAUACCCUGGCAGACAGAGAUGAUAGAGAUGGGUUGUUUCAAGGAGCUGAAUGUGUUUGGCCCUCAGGGUUCUAGACCCCCUGACCUGGACUGGGGCCAGAAUCCUGCCCCAGAGAAACCUAAACGUAGACUGCUGGACCGCAUCUUCCACAAGACACACACCUGUUGAUAGAUGGGCUUCCUCAAACCCACUGCAACAUUAGUUGUAAAUGAGAGCAUUCCCUCAAUCAGCUUGUAGAAUAAAAUUAUUUGUUGGUGAUCACUCAGCACACUGAUCAAUACACAGAUCAACCAGUUAGUACUUUUUUUUCUUUUUUUUAAAUGUAUGUUACCUUUAUUUAACUAGGCAAGUCAGUUAAGAACAAAUUCAUAUUUUCAAUGACUGCCUAGGAACAGUGGGUUAACUUGUUCAGGGGCAGAAUGACAGAUUUGUACCUUGUCAGCUCUGGGAUUUGAACUUGCAACCUUUCGGUUACUAGUCCAAAGCUCUAACCACUAGGUUAGAGCCUGCCGCCUUCUGCAAAUCAACAACCCAAACACAGCCAAAGAAGAACAAGAAUCUGUGGCCAGAUGUUCUCACUUUCUCUCCAGCACUUAAAGAGCGCACACUUUAAAGAUGAAGUGACAAGACGGGGCUUUAUUUAAGAGAUGUCUUUAAAAUGUCUCUGUCAUACACUCGGGCCAUACCAUCUAUCAUUCACCAGCACAGGCCAAAGGGACCAUCCCCAAACUAUCAUACUGAGGAGAGGCGGUCUUAUUUCUGUAAAACACUCAUUUAGAAUGAUCAAAGGGAAACCUCAGCAAAGAGUGUUUUGAUUUUGUACCUACCUGUGUUUUGUAUGUAACCUCAGAAUAAAGAGCCU
This is a messenger RNA of Oncorhynchus mykiss (rainbow trout), 2756 nucleotides long. RefSeq names its product G protein-coupled receptor kinase 5. Gene Ontology annotation, cellular component: cytoplasm. Lineage: Eukaryota; Metazoa; Chordata; Actinopteri; Salmoniformes; Salmonidae. Gene Ontology annotation, biological process: protein phosphorylation; regulation of signal transduction; signal transduction. The record is from RefSeq and is a predicted model, not a curated record. Gene Ontology annotation, molecular function: ATP binding; G protein-coupled receptor kinase activity.